This is a messenger RNA of Bufo bufo (common toad), 741 nucleotides long. Its product is annotated as DNA damage-regulated autophagy modulator protein 1-like. Gene Ontology annotation, biological process: photoreceptor cell maintenance; regulation of autophagy. The record is from RefSeq and is a predicted model, not a curated record. The transcript has 7 exons. Gene Ontology annotation, cellular component: lysosome. The coding region runs from base 1 to 741 and encodes 246 amino acids. Lineage: Eukaryota; Metazoa; Chordata; Amphibia; Anura; Bufonidae.
AUGGAGAUUCAGGGUUUGGCAUUCUUGCCUAUCCUCUUCGUCACAUGGACGCUUUUAGGCCUUUGCGCCGGGAUCGCCAUUACUGUCAUCUUAGGCCAUUCAAAAUUACCAUACAUCAGUACCAUAGGAGAACAAUUUCCUGAAUCGGUGGUCUUCACUGUCGUCUUCAUGGUGACUUCCAUUCUAGGAGCUGGCGUCGCUUCCAUCCAAUACAAGUUCAUGAUCCUCCAUUCUGAACCAUCAGAGAAGCGAAAUAUCAUCUGCCAGAAAAUCCUAUACGCCAUGGGAUGGCUCGCUUGUAUUGCGAACGCCGUGACUGGUGUAUGUACGAUGAAGAUCAGUCCGAUAGCCCACAGUAUCGGCGCAGGAACUGGAUUUUUCUUCUUUGCCGUUUACAACCUGAGCCAAGCUAUAUGCCUGUAUAAGAAAUCCUUCAGCAGUCGUCGGCUGUGCCACAUAAGACUGGCAUCAACCUUGGUGACCAUUGUGGCACUGCUGAUCUGUAUCCUUUUAUACCUGGCUGUUGAUGUAGCUGUGGGCUUCUUCCGCCUAUGUACCACCGAUCACUGUAAAGAGAUCUUCUCUAUGACAGGCAUGGUGAGCGAGUGGAUGGGAUUUUUUGGCCUGACAAUAUUCCCGAUCAUGUACUAUACGGAUUUCCAGCGUUUGUCAUUAAUGUUGUCCAGAGAAGGCGUCUCCAUCAUUCUGAGGCAAAAGACCCAGGACCCAGAAAACCCCUAA